This is a messenger RNA of Saccharomyces eubayanus, 1908 nucleotides long. RefSeq lists its product as uncharacterized. NCBI's taxonomy places the organism in Eukaryota, Fungi, Ascomycota, Saccharomycetes, Saccharomycetales, Saccharomycetaceae. The record is from RefSeq and is a predicted model, not a curated record. The coding region runs from base 1 to 1908 and encodes 635 amino acids. The transcript has a single exon.
AUGAAAUCCAAUCGUCGGGGCGUAUCAAUCGUCGUGGGUGUACUGCUGAUUGUGGGUUUUGGCUUCUAUUGGAGAAUAUUUGGAUUUUAUAGCAUAACGCCAAUUGAGCUUUCACCUCAUGAAUCUGCCAUGAACGUUGCUCAUGUACCUGCUAUACAAUGGGACAAUUAUCAUGAGUUUGUUAGGGACAUAGAUUUCGAUAACAGUACUGCCAUUUUCAACUCCAUUCGUGCUGCUUUGAGGCAGUCUCCAUCAGAUAUCCACCCCGUCGGUGUAACUUAUUUCCCUGCCGUGAUUACCAAGGGAACUCUGAUGUACCACGCCGGACCAAAGAUACCAACUACUUUUGAGUGGUUGGCUAUGGACCAUGAAUUUAGCUACAGUUUUGGUUUGAGAGCCCCGUCCUAUGGAAGAAAAUCUUUGGAGAGAAUGCAUGGAGGGCCUGGCAAAGGUCCACAUGGGAAGCCUGGCAAGGGCGCACCUGGAGGUCUUGAUAAUGACACGUAUGGUGACCCUCCAAAAGGGGGAGGGGACAAACCCGGUUCGACUACGCAAAAAAUGCUUACUUUUAGAGCAGCAAGAGACCUGAACAAAUUCCUCUACCUUGAUGGAGCUUCUGCUGCGAAAACCGACUCAGGUGAAAUGGACACGCAGCUCAUGUUGUCUAAUGUUAUUAAGGAGAAAUUGAACCUUUCAGAUGAUGGUGAAAAUGAACGAAUGGUUGAACGACUCUAUGCAUCUAGAAUAUGCAAGUGGGGGAAACCAUUUGGACUAGAUGGAAUUAUCAGAGUAGAGGUCGGCUUUGAAGUGAUUCUGUGUGAUUUCUCAGCUGAUAAUGUAGAGCUUGUCUCUAUGCUUGACAUGGUUUAUCCGAAUGAGUAUCUAGGUUUGCCAUCACCAACUAUCAUAUCAAAGGAAGGAGGUUGGCCCAUAGAUGAGAGCGGAAAAUUGGUUGAAAGUCAACUAACGGAAGACCAAAAAGCGAUUCUUGACAGAGAAGAUGGUUGGGAGCAAGUUCUUUCUAACUUCAAUGCUGUUAAGGGCUUCAAUUGGUUAAGAGCAGGUGCAACACACGAUAAAGGGGAGCAUCGAAUUCACCUUGACUACAGGCACUUAGUGAGUGGCAUAAACAGGACUUACAUCAAUCCAGAUCCUAACAACAGAAGAUUACUCAACGAUGGAAUGCCAUGGGAAAAGCAAUUAGAAAUGGUCGAUGACCUCGAGAGGGCUUUGGAAGUGGGUUUUGAUGCCUCCCAAAGUAUGGAUUGGCAGUUGGCAUUGGAUGAACUUGUUAAUAAGUUUGCGCCAUUACUAAAAUCUGUCAGUAAUAUCCUAAAUACCAAUGAAGAUAUUAGCGAGUUGGUUGCCAUCAAUACAACAGCACUUACCUUAAACUUUUGUCUCAGAUUUGAGGCUGCAAGUAAUAAUAGUGAUCAAUUCGGUAGUGGAAGGGACUCUGCUGUCUACCAAUACGUGAGUCCAUAUCAAGACUUGGUAACUGAUGCCGACUUUCUGGUCUGGUCAUCCACUGUUAAUGUUGUCAGAAAAAUUGUUGAUGUUAUCUAUCAAGUUAAUGAUUUACUGGUACCCGAGGUUCAUUCUUAUAUGAAAGAUAAUAGAACCUCUAAUGAUGUGGCCAAGCAUGUUAAAAUUGCUCGCUCCGCUGUUGAUGGCUUGAUAGAAUCUCUAGGGUGGAUUGAGCUAAAUUACCGUUGCGAGAGGCAAUGUGAUUGGGAUGAAGUUUGCUAUACGCCUUCGUGGGGCCCAUCCCCAAUGGGCAUGGCUAACCCAGGUUCCCAGAAUGAGGGAUUUGGAACACACUUUGAUGAAUCGCGCCAGAGAUUGGUCAUCAACAAUGAACUGCAAUGCAUUAGCGUAAGCUACUUGCUAGCAAAUGGUAAUCGUUGA